Geodia barretti is the source of this 372-nucleotide messenger RNA. NCBI's taxonomy places the organism in Eukaryota, Metazoa, Porifera, Demospongiae, Tetractinellida, Geodiidae. The record is from the annotation of a GenBank genome assembly.
UGUUACUCUUCAUCUCACUUCUCGAGUGUUCGUUCGUCUCACAAAGGAUACCACCUACUGAACGGGCAAUGAAGGUUUCCCGCCAGCUCUCCACUAACCACAAUGGUUCCCUCCUUCCCGUGCGAGUGGUGUAGUUCUAACAUCUUCUUGAAGGGGUAGCUGCAGAUGACGUCACUGUUCAGAACAAAGAAAGGCUCAGCAUCCUUUUCCAGUAUCUCUCUUGCCAGACCCAGUGGCCCAGCUGUAAGAGACAAACAGUUGAAAACAGAGUGGAGUAAACAGGCAGAUGACUGCAUGUUUUUUCCACAUGGUCUAUAAACCAUCAGUGAACUGUUUUUCUAGCUAUGCAUAGAGUUGAUGUGCAGGCAUGCA